Messenger RNA from Chinchilla lanigera (long-tailed chinchilla), 4380 nucleotides. It is a transcript of the gene Stk24, whose product is annotated as serine/threonine kinase 24. Lineage: Eukaryota; Metazoa; Chordata; Mammalia; Rodentia; Chinchillidae. Gene Ontology annotation, molecular function: ATP binding; protein kinase activity. The transcript is spliced from 11 exons. The record is from RefSeq and is a predicted model, not a curated record. Gene Ontology annotation, biological process: protein phosphorylation. Bases 16 to 1347 code for a protein of 443 amino acids.
CAGGAGGAGAGAAGGAUGGAUUCUAGAGCCCAGCUCUUAGGAUUGGCCUUGAAGAAAAGGAGGGCCACCCCGCCUCAUUCUGGAGGGAAGGAGAACCCCAAGGCAGACCCAGAGGAGCUUUUCACAAAACUAGAGAAGAUUGGAAAGGGCUCUUUUGGCGAGGUGUUCAAAGGCAUUGACAAUCGGACUCAGAAGGUGGUUGCCAUAAAAAUCAUUGAUCUGGAAGAAGCUGAAGAUGAGAUAGAGGACAUUCAGCAAGAAAUCACAGUGCUGAGUCAGUGUGACAGUCCGUACGUAACCAAGUAUUAUGGAUCCUAUCUAAAGGAUACGAAGUUAUGGAUAAUAAUGGAGUAUCUUGGUGGCGGCUCUGCACUGGAUCUCUUAGAGCCUGGCCCUUUAGAUGAAACUCAGAUUGCCACCAUAUUAAGAGAGAUCCUGAAGGGACUCGAUUACCUGCACUCAGAGAAGAAGAUCCAUAGAGAUAUUAAAGCGGCCAAUGUUCUGCUGUCUGAACACGGAGAGGUGAAGCUGGCUGACUUUGGAGUGGCCGGCCAGCUGACAGAUACCCAGAUAAAGAGGAAUACCUUCGUGGGUACCCCUUUCUGGAUGGCGCCCGAGGUCAUCAAACAGUCAGCCUACGACUCGAAGGCAGACAUCUGGUCCCUGGGCAUCACGGCUAUAGAACUGGCACGAGGCGAGCCACCCCAUUCCGAGCUGCAUCCCAUGAAGGUUUUAUUCCUCAUUCCAAAGAACAACCCCCCAACGCUGGAGGGAAACUACAGCAAGCCCCUCAAGGAGUUCGUGGAGGCCUGUUUGAAUAAGGAGCCGAGCUUUAGACCUACGGCGAAGGAGUUGCUGAAGCACAAGUUUAUAAUUCGCAACGCCAAGAAGACAUCCUAUCUGACUGAGCUCAUCGACAGGUACAAGAGGUGGAAGGCCGAGCAGAGCCACGACGACUCCAGCUCCGAGGACUCGGAUGCAGAAACAGAUGGCCAGGCAUCCGGAGGCAACGACUCUGGGGACUGGAUCUUCACCAUCCGAGAGAAGGACCCCAAGAACCUCGAGAAUGGAGCUCUUCCGCCCUCGGAGUUGGAGAGGAGUAAGAUGAAAGACAUCCCAAAGAGGCCUUUCUCCCAGUGUUUAUCGACAAUUAUUUCUCCUCUGUUCGCAGAGCUGAAGGAGAAGAGUCAGGCAUGCGGAGGGAACCUGGGCUCCAUAGAGGAGCUGCGCGGCGCCAUCUACCUGGCGGAAGAGGCCUGCCCCGGCAUCUCGGACACCAUGGUGGCCCAGCUCGUGCAGCGGUUGCAGAGAUACUCUCUCAGUGGCGGAGGGAUGUCAUCCCACUGAAAUCCCUUUGGCAUUUGGGGUCUUGUUUUUCCUGUUUUCUUCUUCAUCCUCCUUCUUUUUAAAAGUCAACGAGAGCCUUUGCCGACUCUGCCGAGGAGGCGCCAGCAAGGGGACGGUGUGACCAGGGACGCAACUGGGGACGCGGCGCGCCCCCACCGCACUGGAGCCGCACGAAGUCUCUCAGAUGGGGCGGGGAUGGUCAGCUCCUCCAAGUGGUUGUUUUAUUUUUGUAUUGUUUUUUAAUUUUAACCAUAGUGCACAUAUUCAAGGAAAGUAUCUUUAAAAACAAAAACCAACCCUGAAAUGUAUAUUUGGGAUUCUGAUCAGGCAACUGAAGACAUGAAACCUCAGGUAUCCUGCUUUACGUGGCUCGCUCCCCCCGGGGACUGAGACGCGCCCUGGCGGAUGGGUGUACAGAUUUGUAUAUAGUGUCGUUUUUACAGAACCCUCUGGCGUGCAUAAGGAUCACUGUGCACACACUGGCCAAGUGCUUCUGUAGAUAAUGUCCGUGGAGUAAAUAUUCGACAGGCCAUAAACUUGAGUCUAUUGCCUUGCCUUUUAUUACAUGUAAAUUUUGAAUUCUGUGACCAGUGAUUUGGAUUUUAUUUUGUAUUUGCAGGGUUUGCCAUUAAUAAUAAUUAAUGCCCCUCUUACAGAACACUCCUAUUUGUACCUCGACAAAUGCAAAUUUUCCUCUUGUUUGCCCUACACCCUUUUGGUACACGUAGAAGUUGAUUUCCUUUUUUCAUUGAUGGUACUAUUUCUUAGUGUUUAAAUUGGAUCAUCUGUUGCCUCAUGAAGCUUUAAAUUAUUACUUUAAGUUUCUCCCAGAUGAAGCGCUCUCGUCUCACCUCUGUUUGGAUUCGUGCCACUACCCGUCUGCGCCCGAUGUCCUGUCCUCUGCACCAUGAUUUUCCGUUGCACCUUGUAGUGGAAUCUGCAUAUCAUCUUGCCACCUAGAAGUGUCUGGAUGCUUACACGAAUAAAUUUUAUAACACACUUAUUUCUCAUACUCUUCUUGACACAUGACUGUAGCGGACAGGUCUGCUGUUCGUGUGUGUGGUUGUGGGUGUGUGUGUUUGUGUGGAGGGUGAGACAUCUCAGAAGACUGCAGGGAAGCAGCAGAUGUCAGAAGGCCGAAUGUCCUGGUCAGCAACCUAUGCAACUCGUGUGAUUGACUGGUCACUGAGAAAGUGUGCUUGGAUGUUGCUGGCUUGUAAAAUUGCUGUACCUCUUGCUGGGACCCUAACAGGUGGUUUUCGUUCCCUUAAAGGGGGCCUAGAUGUUGCUGGUACAGUUGGCCAGGGUGUCUGAUUUCCUUCGCUUGGUGCAAUGCAUUGCUUGGCAAGUGAAGCAGGCCAUGUCUGGGUUUCUGGGAUGGGAAGGGGCUCUAGUAGCAGUUCUUGACUGUCUCACUUAGGUCUUCAUAGCAUUUUAUAGUUUUUGAUGUUCGUUGCUGUCAGCUCUUUAUUAGAGUACUGGUUCUUAUGGAAGAAGACAAAAGAUUUUGGGAGACAAGGAAGUUAUUGAGCUUUGGGAAGUAAGCUCAGCCAUCUGCUGGUGGUCCUGGUCUGUAUGGGACAGGGACCAAGGACAGGCCUGGCUGGAGGUGUUGGUAGGGGGUGGGACUGGCUGUUAACAAACAAAAGUCUGUGGUUUUUAAACUAUUGAAUGAUAGUAUUUUAUCAGAAAUGGAUUUGGGUUGGAUAUUAUUUUCUGUAAGGGGUACAUCUUGGUUAAUGGGAAAUAGAACUGAAUCACUAAUUCUUGUCUGCACUCUUCCACAGCAAGAAUAUUACCUUGAACAGUACAAUCCGAGAAUAUUUCAUUUCGUCUUUCUGGGGUAUUCUGUAUCAAAGCAGUAUGUGUCUCUCUAUGAGGCAUAACCCAAAGGCCAGUUUUGUUGUUGCAGGAGAAAGACUCACUUAGGCCGCUACAGCCCGGAGUGCACUGCUCUUGGGUUUAGAGCACCAGCGCAGGCGGCAGCUUUUCUGAUUGACAGAGCUCUUCACAUGUCCAGGUGGACAGUGACAUGACUUCGGUAUUGAAGCCAGUCUCGUUUUUCUUUUUAGUGCUCGGGAUGGAACCAGGGUUUCCAUCCCUAGCACAAUGGAACCUGCUAGGCAGGCACUGAGCCCUGUCCCCAGCCCUCAAAACUAGUAGUAGCAGUUAGUGCUGGAUGGCCUGGAUCCUGAGUACACAGUGUGAGCAGUUAGUGGAGUCUCUGCAAUCACUAGGCCAUGGUAAUGCAUAGCUCCAUCCCCCAGAAAAGCCACAGAUGAUUCUAUUGCAUUUCAUGGGCUCUGGUGGGUGGGUGGGGGCUGUCUUAAGAGUUCAACAGUGGAUCACCCCACUAUCCAAUCUUUCUAGGUUGCUACUUCCUAUGGAUGCAAAGUCAGCUGAAAUGUUUCCAAGGGCAUCUUUAGCCAAGCAAGUGGGCAUCUGGGAUUCUGCUUCUAGGCCUUGAGUAUAGCAGGGGCAGAUACUGGAGCUACAGCUGAAGCUGCCUGCACAGUGCAAACUGCUGUCCAUCUUCAAGGUGACCUGUGGGUCCUGCAGCUGAGGAUUUGCUGUCCCUCAGAAGCCGCUCAUGCAGCACGGUGGGAGAGUGAAUGCAGUAUGGCACCGUGGUGCCGUGUGCAGUUUGGCUGUGAUUUAUGCCUUUGAAGUCGUCUUCUGUGUUCCAGCUGGCUGGACCCAGAGGGGUGACUUAGAAUGGAUGCCUUGGCCACCUAGCGGCCAGGCUUAGUCUCUUGAUGGAACCAGGCGCCACCUGCCUUCCAGAACCCCUAGUCUUAUUCUCUAGUUGCUCUUGUCAAGUGUGUGGUUUGGUUCUCUGUGAAGUAUUUUGUACCUUUCCUUUGGCAAAACAUGCUCAGUUUAUAAGCAUUUUUAUAUUUCCUUCCUUAAAAAAAAAAAUGGCAUCUGUAUUUCUGCUACCAAAUACAGUGAUGGAGGCAGAGGGCACCGAAGGGCGUGCUCUUGAGCACUUGUACUCUGUUAUGCAAGGGUCAAUAAAGCUCUCAGAAAAUG